This is a messenger RNA of Zophobas morio, 801 nucleotides long. RefSeq lists its product as uncharacterized. Gene Ontology annotation, cellular component: membrane. Bases 31 to 801 code for a protein of 256 amino acids. The record is from RefSeq and is a predicted model, not a curated record. Gene Ontology annotation, molecular function: serine-type endopeptidase activity. The transcript is spliced from 7 exons. NCBI's taxonomy places the organism in Eukaryota, Metazoa, Arthropoda, Insecta, Coleoptera, Tenebrionidae.
UGUGCUUUUUAGGUUUUCAUAAGCGAGCUAAUGAAUAAGUUGGUUGCCUUUUUGCUUCUGGCCGCCAUUUUAACAGUCCCUAGUGAUAAAACUUUAAACAUACCACAUCAACAAGUCUCUAAUUUUUUGUUCUGUAAAAUUGCUAAAGGCCGUCGUAGUGACUCAUUAUGGCUCGGAUUAUAUAAUUCUUGGUUUGAGUUAAGUCCUCCCUUAUUCUACGACUUUUUACCCGCCUUUAAUAAAAGAGAUGGCCAAAAUGUCUUUAAAAAUCUCAUGUUACUUAACAUGUUUGUAUACAUCCUCUGGUGGCUACUGCCUUUAUCCUUUAUGAAAAAACAUUUUGCUCUAAACCACGAUUCUGAGAAACCUGCUGGGCGUCUUUGGACCUUUUUUACUAAUGGCCUUAGCCACGCCAAUGUAUACUCGUUAGUGUUGACUUUAUUAAUGCUUAAACUGUUUGAAGGUUAUAUUGCGGAGUUCUGGGAGGGUCGCUCUUUCUACACUUUUUACUUUGGCACCAUCCUGGCGGGAUCAGCCCUUUCGAUUUUAUGGAAAUACUUACGCGGCCAAAGGGGCUGGUCAAUUGGCGGUGGCGUGGCGGUAAUGGGCCUGAUUGGGUCAAUGGUGGAACUGCAACAGUUAGACAGAGCCUUUCCUUUGCCAUAUCUACCAAUAAAUUUCCGUGUGGACGGGGCUAAGUUGGCCGUGGGGUAUCCUCUCCUUCAAUUCCUACUCGGCUCUCACGUGGACCUGCCCAUGUACUUGGGAGGAUUUCUGUUUGGGCGUUACUUUGCUAACUAA